AUGGAACAGGCUAUACAAUAUCUACAACAAAAACAAAUUAGGGAAGAAACCAUUGAGACAGACAGUCUAUCCGUUUUACACGCCAUUAAUAAUGCGGAACAUUCAUCACCCACCAUAGCAUCCAUACAACAAAGAUUGCGAGAGAACAAUGGACAGUCCUACAUGCUGGAAUGGACUAAGGCACAUGUAGGAAAUGAGAUGGCAGACAGUCUAGCUAAGGACGCGGCUCUAGGUGGAACUUCAGGUCUAGUCAACAUCCCCUGGCCCAUAUCCCACCUCAAAAAAUCCUUGAGACUCCACGCUAGGUCUAAAUGUCAGGAAGAAUGGGACCAAGGAGAGACAGGACGCAGAAUUUACUAUCACCUAUCAUAUGUUGAUCCGGGAAAGACUAUAAGUAAUCCACAGCUCAUACGCUACAUUACGGGGAUUGGUCCCUUCCCGGAGUACUUUGCAAAACGCGGCAUCAGUGAAACAGAUAUAUGCAGCUGCGGAGAAGUGGGAUCUCCGGAACACUAUGUCACAACAUGUCACUAA
Stegodyphus dumicola is the source of this 534-nucleotide messenger RNA. RefSeq lists its product as uncharacterized. The record is from RefSeq and is a predicted model, not a curated record. Lineage: Eukaryota; Metazoa; Arthropoda; Arachnida; Araneae; Eresidae.